Sceloporus undulatus (fence lizard) is the source of this 3570-nucleotide messenger RNA. It is a transcript of the gene ERRFI1, whose product is annotated as ERBB receptor feedback inhibitor 1. Gene Ontology annotation, biological process: regulation of keratinocyte differentiation; negative regulation of epidermal growth factor receptor signaling pathway. Bases 706 to 2139 code for a protein of 477 amino acids. The transcript has 5 exons. The record is from RefSeq and is a predicted model, not a curated record. Gene Ontology annotation, cellular component: extrinsic component of cytoplasmic side of plasma membrane. NCBI's taxonomy places the organism in Eukaryota, Metazoa, Chordata, Lepidosauria, Squamata, Phrynosomatidae.
AGCUGGGCCUUCGGGCCUUUUCUCCUGACGACAGAAGGGCCUUCUUGGCAAGGUCUGUCCGGAGGGGCUUCCUUUGCUUUCCCGAGGCCAGGAGAGGGCCACUCCGGUCUGCUGGAGAGAGAGGGCAGGGGAGGCAGAGGCAGAGGCAGCGCACGGAGGCCGCUCUCGGGGCGCAGGGGCUGCUUGGCGUUGGCCCCGGCUGCCAGCCGGCUUCGCGUUGACGACGACGGAGAGCCAUCUGCCCAAAGCGGAGAAGGCGCUCUCCGCCGCUUCUGCUUCCAGACCCAAACCGAGCGGCGCCAGGCCCAGUCUCCCUCCCCUUCCCUCGGCCCACCCUGGGAAGAGCAGCCCGAAGGGGCCCCGCGCCUGCCUCCCUGCUUCCGCCUGAGUGACUCACUUCCUGUUCCUCUCCCCAGAGGCCUCCGCCUCCUCCUCGGCUGCAGCCCGAGUGACUCACUCUGGCCCCCGGCCGAGGCCCUCUCAGCCCCGCCCCCGCUUCCUGUCCCUGGCGCCGGAAGUGGAGGAGGAGGAGGAGGCCCCGCCCCCGGCCCUCUUAAGCGGCGCCUCCUCGGCCUUUCACUCGGUCGGAACCUCCUCUGGGCCAAGGAAGGAAGGAAGGCGGCCCAGGGCCCCGGAUGCCCAGGAGGGACCCCAGGAGGCCAGAGCAGCCGAGACAGCCGCCCUCUUCCAGGGCCGCAAGGGCCCAUGUCCUCCUCCGCGGGCAUCGCCACUGCGCCAGGCGCCCGGCUCCCGCCCGAGGACGCCCUGGAGCCCUCUUGGGGCGGCGGCGGAGGCGGCGGAGGCCCCAGCCUGGGCCCCAACCCCUUCUUCAGCGCCGCCUGCCGCCGGAGCCCAUCGGCAGGGCCCCAGCAGGGCCGCCCCCGGGAUCCCGGCUCCGUCUCAGGCCCUGAUCCAGGGGAAAGGCCUGCGGAGGAUGCCUGGGCCCUUCCUGCCUGCCCCCAUCUGCUGAGGCCCCCAGACCAAGAGCCUGCUUCUGACCGGAGGAUGGAGCCUCUUGCUGCCGCUGCUGCUGCCAUCCUGCUGGGCUUCAGCCAACUCUCUGCUUCCGAUGAGACGCAUCCGCAUGCGCCCCCCCUCAAAGGUGGCCCCCUCCCAGCCGCAUCCCCCAGCGAACGCAGCAUCCGCCCGCUGCCCCCGCUGCCUCCAGCCGAGGAGGAAGAGGAUCAGGAUCGCCUGGCACACCGCAAUCAGGAGGAGGAGGAGGAGGAGGCUGACCGGGAGGUGGAGUUCCUGACCAGUUCGGACACCGACCGCCUCCUGGGAAACAGCAGCCCCUCCACCUUCGCGGCUUCUGCGCAGGGACAGCACGGCUUCCGGGGCUGCGGCCAGGUCAACUAUGCCUACUUCGAGGCCACCGCAGAUGAGAUGUCUCCUGGGGACUCUGCCAAGGCUGGCCCCAGCCUUCCCUCGGCGCCCCCUCCGCCGCCACCCCAUCGGCUGCACCGGCGCUUACGCCGCUCGCACUCGGGACCCGCUGGCUCCUUCCACAAACCGAACAUAGUCGUGCGGGUGUCAAACCAGUUCCGCCAGGUGUCCCCCACUUCAGAUGACGAUGCCAAACCGGAGGUGCCCCCCCGGGCCCCGAUCCCGGCCCGGGCACUGAAGCCAGACUACCGGCGCUGGUCGGCUGAGGUAGCUUCGGGGGCCUACAGCGACGAGGACAAGCCCCCCAAGGUGCCGCCCCGGGAGCCUCUGUUUCGGGGGGACUCCCGGACGCCCAGCCCAAAGAGCCUGCCCUCCUACCUUCAUGGAGUGAUGCCCCCCACCCAAAGCUUUGCCCCAGACCCCAAGUACGUCAGCACCAAGGCCCUGCAGAGGCAGCAGAGCGAGGGGGCUACCCCAAGAGGACCCUGCAUCCUGCCUAUCAUUGAGAAAGGCAGGAAAGUCAGCUCUACCCACUACUACUUGCUGCCGGAGAGGCCCCCCUACCUGGACAGGUACGAAAAGUUCUUCCAGGAAGCCAAUGAGGCUGAUCCCACCGGGGACAUAGAACCUGGAAGAGAUGGGCAGCCAUGGAGAGAGAGGGAGGCCGACCCGGUCAGGUUGGCUCCGGCGUUGAGGGCCGAGCUGGGGGCCCCCAUCAAGCGCAAGCAUUUCCCCUGCGUGGUCUCUCCCUAGGAGCAGGAAGGGCGGCGACAGCGGCAGUGGCCAUGGUGAGAGAGUUCAUGCGCACAGCAUGCCUUUGCGUGGGGGGCUUUGGGGCCCUGGCAAUGCGCCAUCCCUGCCCCUCAGCACACACAAAGAGCCCCUGAGCUGCUUGUGGACUCAAAGGGAGCAGAGGGAGAUCUUUGGGGGUGGGAGUCGCCAAGGGCCCCCUCACCUGCGCCUGUCGUGCAGGACCCUCAGCGUAGGGAGGGGGGCUCGGCUUUCUGCUCUCGGUUGUACAGUCAAGGGAAGGUUUGGAGAAAGAAUGGAGAGUGGCGGCUAGCCGGUUAUUCCAUAUCCUAGAGUAAUAUAUAGAAAUAUACAUCUCUGUACAUGCAUAUAUAAAUAUCCAUCUAUCUGUAGAGAGAGAUGUAGAUAUUAGAAACUUCCAUGAGUAGGAACUGUUUUGCUGUCUUGCCAGAGAGGGGAAUGGCCUCAGCAGAAAGUGGUGGGAGGACAGUUCAGUAUUGGGGAAGGGGUGAUGGGUCCCAUUGAGGACGUUCUUUUUUUGCAGGGCGCACAGGGUCCUCUUGUGCCAGGAAUUGCCAGGUUGCAAACAGGUUGCCUGGGAGGGGGCAAUGUCCCAAUUUCACAUGCCCCUUCUCCCCGGCACCAUUUAAGUGUGUUGCUUCACAACCUCAACAGCACCAGGAGCCAUUGUGUUUGGGGUGCUAGGGUGCCUGGGUCUUCUCUUGCCUGGGCAUUUGUGGUUCUCUGCCUACCUGUGCCAUCUUAAGGAAGCCCAUGGAAGACGGGUGCCUCACGAACUAAGGCAGCAGAGCUGCAAAUAAGGCAAGGGGGGACCCCACCCUGCCCCAUGGGACUAGCUCCUGUCCUCCCCAGAGGGACGGGUUGAGACACAGCUGAGUGGCACAAGCGGGUCUUGAGCCACCUCCUGCCCAGUGUCCAGCCGGUGGGAGAGGACGGGAAGGAGCCUGCUGUGCCCUUCAGCAGAAAGGCCUCUUUUCUUUGAAGGCUGAAGCCCUAUCAGCAUCUGCACCUACUUCUCCUCUCAGUGGCCUCUCUGACCCAUUGAGGUUGUUUUGGGGGGAAGCAGUGGGGAGGGCAGCGAAAGGUGCUGCAUUUUAUCUCGCAUGCUCUCCCCUGCCGCCACCUUGAGCCUCUUUGCCUUGGGGUCUCCCAGUAGCUGGAAGCACAAUAAAUGCCUGCAGUUUCAAAAACUGCUAGACAGAGCUUCCUCCCCACAAGUAAAACUUCAGGGAAGUAGUCUUGGUUCUGGGACAAAACUAAAUGAAGGUGACAUAGGUGUUUUUUAAUUAAUGCACUGAGGGUUGUGCAUCCAGUGUACAGUAUUGAGGAAGAUGUAAUGAAGAUGUUCACUUUGUAUUUUGGAUAUUGCCAUAUCUUGGAUUUAAUAAAGUUACUGUGUACUUAUUUAUGGUA